CAGACAGACAGACAGACAGACAGACAGACAGACAGACACACACACACACACACCUCUGAGUCAUGCUGGUGGUUCUACAGGAACACUGUCUGGACCUGGACCAGCUGCUGGGUCCUGGUCUUUAUAAGGAGCGGUAUCGAGCAGACAUGAUUCUUUGGGGAGAAAACCGGCGACGCCAGGACCCCGGAUUCUUCUGUCGCCUAGCAACCAGAGGGGCGCGGCAACCCGUGUGGGUGGUGAGUGAUGCUCGGAGGCUGUCAGACCUUCAGUGGUUCUGGUCCGAGUUUCCCCGACAGACUCAAAGUGUCAGAGUCCAAAGCUCAGAAGAAACACGCAAACAGAGGGGGUGGAGCUUCUCUGCAGGUAAGAUCCCUCGUUUGUCUGUUUACCUUUAUGUCUGUCGCUCUGCCCGUCUCUGUUCACCCGUCUGUCUCUCAGGUGUGGACGAUGCAGAGUCAGAGUGCGGGUUGGACAGCGGGGUUGACUUCGAUUGGAUCGUCACUAACGAGACCGACGCCCCCUCGUUAGAAGAGCAGCUGCAACCAAUCAUGAAGCUGGCUGAGGACGCAGCGUCAUCAUCACUCUGUCACGGAUCAAUAAAUGUAUUGGUAACUGAUGAAUGUGGAGCCGAUCAGUUUAUCUGAUCAAUAAAGUUUUCCAAGUCUCAGGUACAUCACUCAAAGCAAAGGCUCAUGGGAGAUUCUCACCUGUCUCAUAUAGAACUAAUCUGAUUGAUCAAUGAAGUGAAACUAGAAGUACAUGUGAUUAGUUGACUCAGAGCAGAUCUACGAUUGAGGGAUUGACUCCACACGGCUUUCAACAUGGCGGCGGCUAGCAGCUAACAGUGUUUACCUGUUAUCAGCUGUUCAAUAUUUAUUUGAACUGAAAUAAAAGCUCAGAGUCAGUUUGGAUCUACAAACCAGUGACGGUGCUUUUAUUUUAUAAAAUCCUGUCAUGAUUUAUUACAAUGAGCUGUGACAUCACCGCUCCAGGUAAAAACAAACUUUAUUCAUUCACGUCAUCGGGUCAAAGGUCACCUGUGGCAGUGGAAUGCCUCGUGGUGAUUGGCUACCUUAAACCACGCCCCCCAAGAACAAAAACAAUAAUAACUCAUUGGGUCUAAUCGAUUAUUAGUUAAUGUGGCAAAAGAAAACAAACCGUUAAGACAAACAUGUAAUUAGUCCUUGAUUAGUUCUUAACGAGGAAACGAAUGCAAGUCUGUUAAAGUCCCUUAUAGACAAAGUAUAUCAAGCCGCUCCUUCACUUAAUACUGAGGGGGGGGAGGGUUGGCACUGUGAGCAGGUAAGGGGGGCAGAGACGAGGAGCUCAUUAAAGCAACACUCCCAAUAUGUGACUUUAUGAAUCAGAAGGAAUGUGUGAAAGCAGGAAUCAUUUAGGGGGGGGGGGGGGGGAGACCUCCCUCACAUCCACCAGGAGAGAAGGAGGUGAAGGAAGGAGGAGGGAAGGGGAGGAAAGGAGCAGGGGGGAGCUGGACCCUGUCCUCCAACAUAAAGGAGGAGAGAAGGUGGGAGCAAUGUUUUGGCCACGGAGUUUUGCCGUCCACCUGUCUGGUAGGGGGGGCGUGUUCAGCAGGAGUUGAGCUCCUCCAUGGUCUGAUUCAGAGUCGCCUGAAGCUCCAUGUUGGCGUUUCUGGCUGAAGUCAAAGCAUCUGGAACCAAAUGAGUCACAGAAUAAAGCUUCUACAUAACAAAUAUA
Messenger RNA from Anarrhichthys ocellatus (wolf-eel), 1716 nucleotides. RefSeq names its product phosphomevalonate kinase (gene pmvk). Lineage: Eukaryota; Metazoa; Chordata; Actinopteri; Perciformes; Anarhichadidae. Bases 63 to 644 code for a protein of 193 amino acids. Gene Ontology annotation, molecular function: phosphomevalonate kinase activity. Gene Ontology annotation, biological process: cholesterol biosynthetic process; isopentenyl diphosphate biosynthetic process, mevalonate pathway. The record is from RefSeq and is a predicted model, not a curated record. Gene Ontology annotation, cellular component: cytoplasm. The transcript has 2 exons.